AAAAAGUAGGCCAACUUUCACCUUAGCUCACCUUGUAUACUUUCUUAACGCCAGUACAUGGUACCUCGCAUAAUUUUGUCUUUGUUUUUUAAAUAAGUUUCUAGUGUACGAUGUCCCUAUCAAAACUGGCCGCUGGGAUACUCCGGAAGAGGAUCCCAACCACCCCAUUGUGCGCGUACACGAGUAGAUCGAACAGCACCAGCGUGCAGGCGAAUCCGAAGAAGCCUGAUUGGAACAGGGCCGUCAGCGAGGCCGAAAAAAUCGUCGGGUAUCCGAAUAGUUUUUUAAGUUUAAGGUGGCUGUUGAGUGACGAAAUCGCCAAUGUGGCGUUGCAGCUGAGGAAAUUGGUCGGGUCGAAUCAUCCCUUACUCAAAACAGCUAAAGGACUGUUAUACAAUGGCAAAAACAACAUGCAAGCAUGGGGCCUGAUAGUCCUGCUGGUAUCCAAAGCUGCGGGACACUCACCCGACAUUCCCGACAUGGAACAGGACAAAUCAGCAGGAGUUCUGCACAGCCAAAGAGCUCUGGCCGAAGUAACCGAGAUGAUCCGGACUAGCCAUUUGGUGCACAAGGGCCUGGUGAACUUGCAACCUCCCAUUAAAGUGGAUGCAUUAGGCGACAUGAUAUCGGGCAACAAAAUCGCGCUCCUCUCGGGGGACUACCUCCUCAGCAACAGUUGCGUGGAAUUGGCCAAUCUAAAAAACCAAGAAUUGGUGGAAUUGAUGAGUUCUGCUGUUAGGGAUUUGGCAGAAGCGGAGUUCGUGGAGCCUAGAGACAUCCAAAACGCCCCUUUGCCGGCCAAACCUCGAAGCGACGGGAAAGGCUACGCCAAGUUCGUCGAGAGCAACAUGGAGCCCCUGGCGGUGGGAGAAGCCCUAGGUGAUGCUCGAGCUGAGUGGACUAUGCGGCAUGUUUUGAAUGCAGGUAGUCUGCUGGGCAAAUCCUGCCAGGGUACCCUAAAACUUGCAGGGCACUCGCCAGAGUUGCAGCAGAAAGGCUAUUUAUUUGGCAAACAUCUGGCUCUCGCAUGGCAAGCUUGUCUGGACAGAGAACCCUUCUCUCCCGGAUCCACGGGGUCUUUCAGCCUCAUCAGCGCUCCGGUUUUAUUCACUUUGCAGCACAAUCCUGAUACUUACAGUUUAAUUGAGAAAGGAUUAGACGAUAUCGAGAAAGUCGAUUUCGGAGCAGUCCGGAAAGCCGUGCUGGACGGGCCGGGCUUGGAAAUAACGAAGGUCCUGCAAAAGGAGCACUCGCAAGCGGCGCUGGAAGUGCUCAACGAGCUUCGCGAUUGCGACGCCAGGACGGCCCUGAAAAAUAUCAUCGUGGCGAUGCAAGAUUAGAUAGAUAGCUGUUUUAAGUUACGAGUAAAUAAUACAAAAAUGCAAUUUUUCAUAUAUAUUUUUUAUAAAGAUUAAAUGGAGUCCUUUGUACAUGUUGGAUAAUCUAGUCUCUAGUCUGAUAUUUUUCGCUGUAGGUAAUUUUGUACGUUGUUUUUGUAAAUACCUACUUAUCUCUAUAUACUGAUUGUUAGAUCAAUGUUAGAUAAAUGUAUACCUGCAAAAAUGCAAUAAUUUUAAAUUCCUGCAAAUGUAAAUGUUUUUAAUGAUUUUAGGUAAUGAUAAGAAUUUAUUAAACAAUAAAUAUAAUUAGUUUUA
Molecule: messenger RNA, 1655 nt
Organism: Phyllotreta striolata
Lineage: Eukaryota; Metazoa; Arthropoda; Insecta; Coleoptera; Chrysomelidae
Source: the annotation of a GenBank genome assembly